Aplysia californica (California sea hare) is the source of this 2168-nucleotide messenger RNA. RefSeq lists its product as uncharacterized. Lineage: Eukaryota; Metazoa; Mollusca; Gastropoda; Aplysiida; Aplysiidae. The transcript is spliced from 3 exons. The record is from RefSeq and is a predicted model, not a curated record. Gene Ontology annotation, cellular component: nucleus. Gene Ontology annotation, molecular function: DNA binding. Bases 154 to 2019 code for a protein of 621 amino acids.
UUUAAGGUCAUGGAGAGUAAAAAUAGCACUUCCGUUUGACCUGGAUGUGUAACCAUAGCAUAGCCUACUCAAUAACUGUUGUUACACUCUAUAAACAUUCAUCUGUGCUUCUGAGAGAGAGGGGGGUUUUCCUGGUACUGGUUCGUUUGGGAUAUGCAUGCCAUGGCUACAACAACAAAGAAGAAGAAGCGACUCAACUAUUCAGAGGAGUCGAUGAUUGCUGCAUGUGACUGUGUCAGCAAAGGGAUGAUGUUAAGAGAGGCUGCAAGGACUCACGGUGUGCCGUACCCUACCUUGAGAGCACGAGUCAAUGGUCGGUCAUCCAUAAGACAGAUUGACAGGACAGUGCUAAGCCGAGAACAAGAGAAUCGGCUUGCUGAGUGGCUGACAGAGUCGUCAAGGCGGGGAUUCAGGCGGACAAAGAAGCAGCUGCUGUCAACUGUCCAGAAAUGCCUGAACUUUAAUGCAGAGACCACCGUCUUCAAGGACAACAUGCCUGGGGAGAAGUGGUACCGUCUGUUUCGUGAGCGUCACAAGAACAAGCUCAGCCAACAGACUCCCCUGGCACUUGGCUCACAGAGGGCUGCUGUCAACGAGUCCAAGAUUCUCACCUGGUUCCAGAAGGCAAAAAAGGACAUCAGUCAGGUAGACCUUACAGUGUUGGAAUGCCCUGAGAGACUCUUCAACUGUGAUGAGUCAGGGUUUCAGCUGGGAGGAGGGGUGAGGAAGGUAUUGGCUGCUACUACAAGAACAGACAAACGAGUCUCCCAGGUGACCAACGACACCCACAAACAGGUAACAGUUCUUGUUUGCGGCAACGCCCUGGGUGAGCUCCAAGCUCCCCUUCUUAUCUUCCCUGGUCAGCGCUUCACCUACAACCCUCUCGAGGGCUUUGAAGAGGCUCAUAUGGCCAAGUCAAGAAAUGGGUGUAUAGACUGUGAGAUUUUGGCCAGGUGGAUGGAGACUGCUUUCUGUCCUGCUGUCGCACAUCUGCAGAAACCUGUCGUACUCUUUGCUGAUGGCAACAGCUUUCACCUGACCCUGGAGAUCCAUGAGAUUUGCCGGUCUCAUGGCGUCAUUCUGUAUCAACUGCCCAGCCUCAACCAUUCCAGCCGCAUCGUUCAACCGCUGGACCUGACGAGCUUUAAAAACCUCAAGCAUGCGUGGUAUGAGGAAGUGAUGAAGUACCAGGAGGACAACUCAGACACGUUGUCAAAGCAACAUUUCGCCAAAGUUUUCAAGAGUGCUUGGGACAGGCGGGGGCAUGAUGGGGAUGUUCUGGUAAAUGGGUUUAGGGCUUCUGGUAUCUUCCCCUGGAACCCUGAUCGCUUUGACAGGACUAAACUGGCACCUCCCAGGAUGUUCCAGACAGUGCAGACAGUCGACUCUACAGUGACAGCAGAGACAAAUGGACCAACAGUGACAGAACCGACAAACGAACCGACGAUAAUAGAAUAUGAGGAUGAAACGACAGUGACUGAGGAGCCAAUAAUUGAAGUGGAGCAGACAGAAAUUAUUAUUGAUCAGACUGAAACAGCUAAAGACACUGACGUUGGACCAUCCGCAGCCUCCCAUGACCAUAACAUGACUGUCCAAACUGCCUUUGACAGACUGCUACACUUGACAGCCCGAGCAGGAAGCAGUGGUCUGGUGCACUACAUGACCUGCUAUGACCUUGACAAGACAACAGACGAGCCAGAGCAGCAGCUUUUUUCAAAGUUGUAUGGCCGUAUACAGACCCAACUGGUGACUGGACUGACUGACACGAACAAAGACAAGACUGCCCACAGACCAACUAUUUUUUACAACCUUCCUCUUCCAGCUCGCUGGGGCAGGAAAAAACGGACGGUCAUUGACCCACCUGAGAUGGUGUCCUCUGACGAGUUUAACAUUUCUGAAGAAAACUUAGAAAAAAAGAGGAGAGAUGAAGAGAAGAAGAAAAAGAAAAGAAAAAAGAUUGACAGAGAAGAAAAGCGAUUGAAAAAUAUAGGAGAAAAAGAAAAAAGACCUAGAGUCUAGAUCUAUAUCUACCUAUGUGGGCCUAUCCUAUAUUCAUUAGGCCCUAGAUAAUCUGUUUUUAUUUAGUUUGAAUUACGGAGUGUCUACAUACACGGUAACUGGGCACCUAGUCUCAGUAUCUACGUACAUGACAUUAUCCUGUACUGUCA